Molecule: messenger RNA, 7396 nt
Organism: Trachymyrmex septentrionalis
Lineage: Eukaryota; Metazoa; Arthropoda; Insecta; Hymenoptera; Formicidae
Product: serine/threonine-protein kinase tousled-like 1
Exons: 12
Coding region: 920-4480 (1186 amino acids)
Biological process (GO): peptidyl-serine phosphorylation; peptidyl-threonine phosphorylation
Cellular component (GO): nucleus
Molecular function (GO): protein serine/threonine/tyrosine kinase activity; ATP binding; protein serine/threonine kinase activity
Source: RefSeq, a predicted model, not a curated record
CGGCCGCUGAACCCGCGCGCCGUACGGUUGGUACGCGUGCGUUUACCGCGCUCGACCGUCCGUCCGUCCAUCCGUUCGAACGUUCCUUCGUUCCGCGCACUGUUCGCUGUCUUUUGCUGUAUCGCCUCAUAUCGCCUUCUUCCGACUGCCGUUGCGAGCGAGUCCGACGCGUGCAAGUGAUAUCCGCACGGUUUUCCUCUGUUUCUUCCUCCGGAACUGCUUGCAGUGUCUACCCCCGACUAUCGUCGUCCAAACAGCGGUGUUCCAUCCGAGAGGAAAGCGACGGAGUCAACGACGGGUGCUACUUGACUUGGUGAGACUACGAGAUCUACCCUUUUGGAUUUUUCGGGAUUGUUUCUCAGACUGUGGUGGAUCGUCCUCGUACGCGGUCAACGCGAAUCCUUCCUGCACAUGAUCUCAUAUCAUCUAUAGGCACCGCGUUCAUUUGGUAACGACGAGGAUGUAGCCCAUGUGAGGGCUUUUCAACGAGAGCGAACCGCACGAAUUUCAAGUCAAGACGACGACGAUGAUGAUGCGCGCGAUACAGGGAGGAGGAAUUGACCGAGGGAAGAACAGGUCAGCGUAGAAGAAAGAAGGAGAGAGAGAGAGAGAGAGAGAGAGAGAUUCCUCUUUGCUUACUCGCGAGAGAACACGCCGGAUGUUAUCGCGAGACUGAUAAAAACACUGCCAGGAGUAAUGACGAGCUAGAUUGCCGCUUCGUCCACUGAACCGUUCCUUGGUCGAUCUUAGCUUUUGCUCCUCGCUAACUGCCCCCCUUCCUGCCAGUCCCUCUUCGUGUCAGUCCUGCCUUCAUCACGUAUACACGAACACGCUUAUAUUAAUACACACACACGCACACACACACACACACGUUCUCUCUCCCUCGAGAGAUCAAAGACUGAAAAUAAAAGGUGGCGACAUGUUGGGCGUGAGUCAGCCGGGCAACACGCCCUCGAGCUUGCGGCACUCGGCGAGCUUCUCGUGCUUGCAACGCGGCACCGCCGGCGAGGGUCAUCGCGCGAGGACCUCAACAUUGCUGCAACAGCCGAGUCUACAACUGAGCAACGGUCAUCAUCAGUACACGUCCAGCGGCCAGGCGGCGGCAGCUGCGGCUGCGGCGGCCGCGCAUUGCUCCCUCCUGCAGCAUCACCAGCAACAGUCCCGCGAACCGUUUGAUCCCGUCCUUCAGGACGGCAACGAUUACGGCUUCGUGCGGAUCCGACCACGGUUGCGCAGCACGAAUGCAACCUUGUAUCACGAGGAGGAGGUGGCGGCCGCGAAGAACGCCCUGAGGGAACAGCGCGACGCCGCUGCGUUUAGCGACCGAGAAUGCGAUUCGAAUUUCAGGGACUGCCCGUUGAAAGUCAAGGAUCACCGAGACCUCUCGCCGAAGGGAACGGCCGCCAAGAACCAGAAUCCAUUACGGGGCGCGUUAAUCCUUUUCACUUCGACAUCGUCCUGGUGGAAGGCCCGACAACGGGAGGAACAGCUAAAUGCAACUGCCGGUGCCACUGCCGCUAUCAGCGCACCGUCCUCGGAGCGGAAGUGGUCGGGUACUUCGAUGGCGUCGCCCUCGAACGAGAGAAAGUGGCCGUCCUCGAUGACGUCGCCUACGAACGAACGGAAGUGGUCCGUGGGUAACAGCCUGUUGACGUCACCGUCGAACGAGAGGAAGUGGAACAGAUCCUCGGUUUCAUCCACGUCGACGAACCAACAGGAUCGGAAAUGGCGAUCCCUUGGCGCACUUUUAAGGACUCCCGUCGGAGCAGCUAGCGGUAGCUCUCACGUCAGCCAGAAUUCCCUGUCUCAUAACAUGAGCGUGUCCAUGAUCGAGAGCGAUCACUUCCGCGAGGAAUCGCGAGGGUCGAGCUGUAAGACGCGCUACCAACAACCGACAUCCUACUCCGCACGAGUAUCCCGUGCCAGUAGAGACGUUUACCGGGAGAACGGAGAGUUUGGUCAAAUUGCUAGCAAGUCGAAGGUCAGCCGCAGGUUGUACCAAGAUAGCGAACCGACACUCGAGCUCGACGAGAGACACGCUACGCAGCGUAACCGACAUCAUCAGCUGGACGAUCCCGAGCAAUGCAGGGGCAUUAGAGAAGGACGCGAUCAUUGCAGAGCUGCGGAACAGAGCGCUGUGGAGACUCGCGGCCUCCCCACGACCUCCGCCGCGCGAUCGAGCCGCGCGCAAAGCUUUUAUCUUCUGGACGACUUCCUGCGGCCGCAGCCGCAGCAGCCGAGCAACAAGUGCAUGUUGAAUCUGUACAUGUCCCCGUCGCACGCCGUCAAAUGCGGCAACGAGCACGGCAGGUCGUGCGAGGUUAGGCAGGCGAGCUGCCAGCAGGCGAACGUCAGCCAUAUUAGCAGCAACAUUACGCCGCCGCGACGCCACAACUCGAGCUCGGACAGCCUCGAAGUGGCCACCAGUCCGCUGCCGCCGCCGGUGCCGCCGCCGCCGCCGCCGCCACAUCAGGCCGCCGGUAACGGUGCGCGGGACCGCGAACGGAAUGAGAACCCGAAGGAGCCGAGUAAGGACGUGUGCCCGUGCAAACUAUGCUGGACCAAUAUGCAGAGAUCUCUUGUGGAAGAGGUGAGUAGGCGAUCCAAAGAACAUGCGACAGAAAAGAAGGGAAGGAGUCCUGGAACGUUGCACAAGGAUGUCGGCGGUGCUGGUACGAAGGUCAGCGAGAAAACCGUCGGUGGCGUCGGUACGGCGACCCUCACCACGCUCUCCUCCAUUAAUAACGCAUCCAACGCCGGCCGUAAUAAAAACAACCCCGUAUCUCAUGAGAAACUGCCGUCUUUUUUCAACAGCAAGCCGACGCGAGUGGACAAGACGGACAACAAUAAUGCGAACAAUUCUAACAGCACGAGCAACAACAUCCACAAUAUGCCGCUGCAUGAACCCAUCAGCGCAACUUCCCCCGAAGUAUACGCUGGGAGACUGCCCAUGACGCCCCAGGAGGCGGUGAAGUAUUACGGCUCCAGACUGACGGAAUUCGAGCGUGCCGAGAUCGAGAAGUACUCGGAGAUUUGGUACCUGGGUUUGUCGGCCCACAAAAUCCACGGCGAGGAGGUCUCCUCCCAGAAUGGCGGUUACGACGAUGAAAACGGCAGUUACAACAAAGUCCUGCACGAUCAUAUCUCUUACAGAUACGAGAUCCUGGAGGUGAUCGGCAAGGGAAGUUUCGGUCAGGUGAUCCGAGCGUUGGAUCAUAAAACGGGACAGCAUAUCGCCAUCAAGAUUAUCAGAAACAAGAAGAGAUUCCAUCACCAGGCUCUCAUCGAAGUGAGAAUCUUGGAACAUCUCAGAAAGAAGGAUUUAGAGAUGAACUCGCAGCACAAUGUGAUACACAUGCUAGAAUAUUUUUACUUCAGGAAUCAUCUGUGCAUCAGUUUCGAACUAAUGAGCUUGAACUUGUACGAGCUAAUCAAAAAGAACAAUUAUCAAGGAUUCAGCCUGAGCCUGAUCCGUCGUUUCGCCAACUCUCUAAUUAGUUGCCUGAGACUGCUCUACCGAGAGAACAUCAUUCACUGCGACUUGAAACCGGAAAAUGUGCUGUUGAAACAACGGGGGAGCAGCUCGAUUAAAGUCAUCGAUUUCGGCUCGUCGUGUUACAGCCACCAACGCGUUUACACGUACAUACAGUCGAGGUUCUACAGGAGUCCGGAAGUGAUUCUCGGUCUUACCUACGGUCCACCGAUCGAUAUGUGGAGUCUGGGCUGUAUCUUAGCCGAGCUGUACACAGGGUAUCCGCUGUUUCCGGGCGAGGAUGAGAUAGAACAACUUGCCUGUAUAAUGGAGGUCCUCGGUCUGCCACCGGAGCACAUUAUCAAUCAUGCCUCUCGUCGCAGGCUCUUCUUCGAUCAGAAGGGAAGUCCGCGAUGCGUGACAAACAGCAAGGGCAAGAAGAGAUGGGCAGGUAGCAAGAAUCUCUCAAUGGCGCUUCGGUGCUCCGACAUGCUCUUCGUAAACUUCGUUAGCAGAUGCCUCGAGUGGGAUCCAAAGAAGCGUAUGACCCCCGACGAGGCGAUGCGUCACGAGUGGUUGACUUCGUCGUCGUCUUCGCACUUGAGCUCCUCUUCAUCGGCGAUAACUUCAUCGACAGUAAACGCGAGCGCGAAUACGACAACAACGAGCGUCGAGACGCCGCGGGAAUCCGCACACGCUCCACAGACAGUGAGCGUGACUGUGAGCGCACCGCGACAACGGGCAACGACGAUGGAGGAUCCACCGUACACGAUGUACCGAUUAUAUAAAGGUCGCAAGUAUGUACAGAAGGUCUCUACAGGUACCGACGGCACCGACAACGGUGGUGGCUUGAUGGUGAAGAGCAAGCUGAACGGUAGUGCGAGCAGUCACGCCCUGGCGAGCAGCACGCAGACAGCGACGUCGAGGCACGCAUCGACCGGCGACAUCGUUGCGAGCCUAGAUCCGAAUCUCGAUGACUCAGGCACGUUCCUGCCGCCGAUAUUGUGAAGUCGGGUUUGCGCCAGCCAUUUCUAAACGGGCUAUUCGCGUAUCGGCGCGAUCAGCAGACUCGCUCUUUUGCACUUUGAUGCGGGACGUACGUAGAUGCGUAUCACUUGACAUAUGUCAAGAGCGAGUAACAAUUAAUAAAAGACGCGUAUAGAACUGGCUGGCCGGUCCGACGUUCUCGAUGCCAAAACGGCUAAUUAAUUAAACGCAGAGUCGCUAGUCUCGGCAUGUAUCGAGCUAUGAGGCCAAAAUGACGAUCUGACGACGGGAGAAGAGCGCGUAGGCAUGACGAGCGAUAUAGCAAUCGCGUGAUCGAUUCGCACUCCCGGGGACUCUGGCGAUCUAAUAUCACUCAGGUAAUCGUAAACGAACUCGCGCGCGCGCGCGCGCGCAUUAUCGUAGUUAUUCGCGGAAAAUAUAGACCUGUUGCAUACGAUGAGAAUACUAGCAAUCGUUAGUGUAUACCAAUUACAUAUUUCGACACAUGGACCAUCGUACCUAUUUGGUCCGAAUGUUGUUUAUCUCACGCCUAUAUGAAGUUCACGAUUAACAGGUGAUGAAAUCUCGGCCGUAGGUAGUAAAAAAAAUUACAAUUGAAAUUAUAAUUGAAAGUUCGAAUAGAAUGCGUAGUUUGCCUUGCUGUCUGAGCUGUGAGGCAGACGAUUCAUCAUCGUCGACAUGUUGCAUUUUCGACGGUAAAAAAAAGCUCGCAUAUGUGAAUGCAAUCGGAAGAUAUGCCGUACAGUAGCAUCAUAUUUUAGAUAACUACGCGAGUGCAAGCGGCGCGAUAUCCGUAUCGUGGCAACGACGUACGAGAUAGAGAAGCGAGGAGCUUAAGUAAAGCACAUUAUGAUCAAACAACGAUUCGUCCGACAUUACGUGUAACGUCGGAGAUUACCAUCGAAUUACGGUCGCGCCGAGAAGACCUGAGUCGUUUGAGACCUGUGUCGUCAACACAGGGUCGCGCGAUUAAUAACGAAGCGUCAAGGCGAAUAGUAACAUUUAAUACAUGAAGCGUGCCCCAGUUUAACGAGGCCUGAGUAGUCUUAUUGUGAUAUUAAACUACCACUGUCUUACUUAGAUCUCUCUGAUAUUAAGAAGUAACGAUCGCUAAUAUAAUAAUUUCAAUUUACUAUUAAUCAUUAUUUUCUUAUUAUCUGUAAUAAUCGCUAUAUCGCUACUAUUACCGCAAAGAUAUAGCGGCAUAUAAGUAACGAAGAUUAUCAUCGAUAUAAUGACAGAGUUAACACUACUUAUAUACGUAGGAUGUACAGAUUUUAAUUACACGUUUUUGAAGUCCCGAAACAGCAGCAACAUGCUGGUUCGCUUACUAUGGAAUACGUAAAAAAAAAGAAAAAAAAGAAAAAAAAAAAAGAAACAGUCCGAUAAUUUUCGGACAUUUUCAAUGAAUUUUUAGUGAUUCCUUAUUAUACCCGCUCUUCUAUUCAUCAUUAAUUGUCUGCGCGCGACGUAACGCAUGCUUUAUUACGUCGAAAUUGAUUAAUUUUGAUUAACACCCCGUGAGAUUCCUCUCCGCCUUCAAGGUACUAUCUAUUUACAUAUUGUUCAUAAUUUCCUGGCAUUAAUUAAAGCGAUUUAUAUAAUUUUGACGCGCCCUUUCGGAACCAUCACGAGCAUUUCGCGAUAUGCAGAGGAUUUGACAAAAAAAAACAAACCUAUUGUAUAGUAUUAUAAUGUUAGGCUACUUUUAGACUUGGUAAUUGUUCGAUGUGCCCGUACCCAUUCUAAAGUUUCGCAAGACACGAGCUGGUAAUAAUUAUAUCAUUAUGACGUUAGAAAUGUGAGACGCGUCACGCUCCACCGUUUGCUGCUUUCGAGCUUCCACCACGGAACAUUAUAUCUUCCGUUUUUGCAUGCUUCUCUAAUUCUCAAAGGUCCUAUUAUACGUACGAAACCAUCGGAGGCCCUACUAAAACUGUAAUCUGUGUUUCAUUGUCGCGGCCGAAAAUUGCAGAUAUGUGAGAAUACUCUCGCAAAUUAUGAAUCGCGUCACAAGAGACUGAAAUGAAUCAUUAUUUUAUAUUGCUAACGGAAACAUGGCGAAAUUGUUCCUAAUGUUCGUUCUGCAAAUCGAUAUGUCGCCUCACUUUUAUUACACUUUUAGCGAACUUGUCGAAUUCUUUUGUGAAGCAUACACUGUUUAAUUUUUGCGGAAAGUUAUCUCGAACGUCUCACGAUAAUCGAAACGAAUAAUAAACUUGCCGUCACACAAACGGUCUCACUUUAGCCCAAGAAUUUUUAGGACAAUUAAUAUCGUACCAAUCGUAGUAGUAUCGCGCGACAUAAUCGGUGAAUGGCCAAUAAACGCGAGCGGAUGUAUAUUAUAAUAUUAAGAAUUACAUAUAUAAAUAUAUUAUUCGUAUGCGGCUAAUCUGCCCGAACGAACGACUGACGAAGUAGCGCAUAUUAUAUGAUAUAUGAUACACGAUUCUUACAACUUGUGGCGGGUUCGUAGCAGUCACUCUCGAGUAAUCAACGUCAACGUAAUGACAAUUAUCACGAAGUGAUCUUGGGUAAGCAUUUCGUUCGAUUGCUCCAAACGAUAAAAAGAAAAGAGGAGAAAAAGAAAAUUUGACGAAGAUGAUGUCUAUGAGGCGACGAUUUCUAGGGAACGAGAGAGAUAUAUCAAAUUCUGUAUAAAAUAAAGACGUGACUGCGUAUGUACGUGUAUGUGCGUGUAUGCAAAAGAGUGAGAAAGAGAAAGUGUGGCGUAUGAUUAUGUGCACACAUAUAUCUAUUGCAUAAAUAUAUAAUACCAUUAUACACAUGAGCUGCGAUAAUGCGCAAGGGCAAAAACGAGUUAAGUCUAGGAUACGAGGAUAGAGGACAAUUAGAAGAAGUGCGUUCACAAAGAACACGCGCGACUACGGAAUCCCUGCCCCGCCACCUCUUAAA